Dermacentor silvarum is the source of this 547-nucleotide messenger RNA. RefSeq lists its product as uncharacterized. Bases 6 to 377 code for a protein of 123 amino acids. The record is from RefSeq and is a predicted model, not a curated record. The transcript has 2 exons. NCBI's taxonomy places the organism in Eukaryota, Metazoa, Arthropoda, Arachnida, Ixodida, Ixodidae.
GUGCCAUGCGCUACCUUAGGUACAAUCUGAAGUACUCCGAGGCACUCGACGCCAUGUACACCUAUGACAACAGCCUUUUCGUCAUGUUCAUGUAUGACGACGAGGAGGGACUUUGUAGAAAGGUGUGCAACAUCAAGUCCAAACACGAGGCGUUGGAAUUCGGCCUAGCGGUGUACGACCUCGACUACGAGGACUACUACAACAACUGUUCGGCGCGUAACCUUUUCGGUGCUUUCAGUCGACUGAAAAUGGUUCGCAGAUUGUCGACUACUUUCGGACUUCGUCGGGUGGUGGCGACUGCGCAAACGACAUUCCCUGCCCCAAGCGACGUUGACGAUGCCGACCUGCGGCACAGCGUCGGCCUGACCUCGACUUGAGUUGCUUCGUAUAAAGUACAUCACAGCACGACGUGUAGAACUCGUUCGAGUCGCAUUCGUGGUCAUUUGGUAACCCCAGAUUUAUUUAUAAAGUUGUCUAUUUGUUUUCAAUUUACAAGCGCACCUUGUGUUCAUUUAUUUAUUUUCUACAUGAGGCAGUAUUCGCGCCA